AUGUACAGUUAUGAGACUUUACCAUCAGAAUGGUUUGCAUCACGUAAACGACCACGAUCAUACCACUAUUUACCACCAAUGUCUCGACCUGUAUCAAAAAGUUUUAAUCGAAUAUCUGAUUUUAUAUUUCCUGAUACUGUUCAUAUUCGUCUUCAUCAACAACAGCCUGUCUAUCGACGAUAUCAACGAAAUGAAAAUUAUAGUUUACCUGUAUUAAAUCGACAUAAUAUCAAUCAACAUGAUUUAAUUGUUGUUGAACGUCUGCCUGUUGACGAACUUGCUAACGUCGACUUUCUCUAUCGUGAACAAUAUCAAAAUCAACAACAACAAUACGAACCAACUCGACAAGUUCGACGUCGUUAUUCAUCCAUAGUUGAUGAACGUCGAGCACCAUUCAAUGAAAAAAUGACUACAGGAUUAGUAGCUCGGCCAACUGCAUAUCGAGAACGAAUACGUGAUCGACGAAAACGUCAUACAACUGAUAAUGCAUAUCAUUCGUUGAUGAAAUCGAUGUUAGAAGAAGAAGAGUCUCAAUAUGUGAAUGCUCAUGGUGGUCCGAAUUAUAUACUUUCUUAUAGAACUACACUUGAUCCCAUUACGGAUUCGGAAUCAAUGGCAUCUGUGAAUCAACAACAACAACAACAACAGCAGCCACAAAAACAACAUACAAAUAAUAUUUCAGUAGACGAAUGGAAACAGCAAACUCAUUGUCGAGUACCAAUCAAUGGAACAAUACCUAUAAUGACUGAACGUGAACGUCCAAGACAACGACAACAUAGUUCAUCAUCAAGCAGUCGAGAUUCAUCAAGUGAUACAGAUAUUACUGCAAGACAUCCGACGACAAUAAACUAUACUCAUUGUCAGCAACAAUCAUCAUUUACUACUGCAUCAAAUGGCCCGCCGGCUAUUUCUAUGCCUCGUCCCGCUGUUUGGGAACGUCUUCAAUCUGAUCCUAUGCGUUUUCGACAUGAACCUGACAUAUUCAUUCCCAUUAACCCAGCAGCCGUAACAGACACAAACAAUCAAGAAACAACUUUCCAUUCUAAUAAUGUAAUCACUUCAUCACCAUUUGAUAACAUCGCUGAUUAUCAGACAAGUAAUCAAACAUCAUCUCAACCAGUACAAGAAUCAGCUCAUCAUGUUUCUUUGUGCGUGAAUGAUUUACAUACAACGUUAUUUAUUGAUGAAAAUGCGCUCAAUAAUACGAAGACAUCAAUGAAUAGUAAUAAUAAUAAUAAUAAUGGCAAAGCAGUCAUAAAAACAUUUAUUGAUCGAAUCAUUAAACGAUUACAACACUUUAAACGAUCGCUCGAUAAUGGAUUAAUUCAUGUACGAAAAAAAAAUACAUUAGUAAAUGGACCGAUUAUUUCAGCUGACUACCGUUCAAAAAGUGAGACUACAAGAAGAAAGAAUGAAUUAAUUCAAUCAAAUGAUUAUCAUCAUCAACAGAAUACUUCAUGGUCAGUAACAUUUGAUGGCGAUGAAGAAAAUAAACUUGUUCGACCAUAUUUUUUAAUCCGACCACAACCAGUGCUUGUGUUACCCAAUGAAAUAGCUAAAUUCAAAUGUUGUUUUGGUGGCGACCCACUUCCAACUAUUGUUUGGUCUCAUAAUGAUUCACGUAUACCAGAGAUAAUUGCCGCUGGCGGUUCAACAUCAUCACAAUAUCGAACAUACAAACUUCAUGAUAUAAAUUAUUUGGAUAUUGGACCAGUUAAUAUUCGUGAUAAUGGCCAAAUAAAAUGUACAUUAAUGAAUAGAUAUGGUCGAGAAGAAGCAAUUGCUCAAUUAACUGUUGUUUCUUCAGCUUCCGAUGCUACACCACGUAUCACACAACCACUCAAUGAUAUAACUAUAAUUGAAGGUCGUCCUUUAAAAUUGUCAUGUGGUAUUGUCGGUUUACAAGUGGCUGUGAACUGGUUUCAUAAUAACAAUUUAAUUUCAUCAACGACACAAGUAAAAACGGAUUAUAACGGUGAAAAUGCCAUUUUUUCUCUUUCUCGUUGUAUGAGAACGGAUGCUGGCACUAUUGAUUGUAUUGUCAAAAAUCGAUUUGGUGAAGCCAGAACAAGUUGUCGGGUUGAAGUAGUCAAUGAUCCUGAAUUUGACCGGUGA
Molecule: messenger RNA, 2115 nt
Organism: Rotaria sp. Silwood1
Lineage: Eukaryota; Metazoa; Rotifera; Eurotatoria; Philodinida; Philodinidae
Source: the annotation of a GenBank genome assembly